This is a messenger RNA of Penaeus chinensis, 4360 nucleotides long. It is a transcript of the gene pds5, whose product is annotated as sister chromatid cohesion protein PDS5 homolog B-A-like. The transcript has 22 exons. The record is from RefSeq and is a predicted model, not a curated record. Gene Ontology annotation, biological process: mitotic sister chromatid cohesion. Bases 225 to 3902 code for a protein of 1225 amino acids. Lineage: Eukaryota; Metazoa; Arthropoda; Malacostraca; Decapoda; Penaeidae.
CGGGCCUGGGCUCAGUAACGCCAUCUGUUGAAGCCCGAGCGAACUAACGAAGAAAGGAGCGGUGUCCCAGCACGUUUUCCCGCCAUAUUACCUCGGAUUCCCUCAUUUCACGCCUAAAAAGCAGAACCCAUUCUAUUCUGAUAUGUGAUCACAACAUCCAUCCUGACACUGGCACGGAUUCGAAAGUUUUGGCGCUACCAUAGAGACGAGAAGAGGUGGUAAGGAUGGGUCGUGGGGACAACCUGACCAUCCUUUACCCUCCUGGGUGCCGGGAAGUCAUAGAAGAUCUUGGACCAGAUGAGAUGAUACGGCGCUUGAAGACGCUUGCCCACACCUUGCAGUCUAUGGGUCAAGAUGAUGGAGCAUACCAGGAGUAUGUUCCACUUGCUAUGCAUAUUGCAGAUGAUUUCUUCUUGUCAUAUCCAAGUCGUGAUGUCCAGCUGCUCAUAGCAUGCUGUAUUGCUGAUGUUUUAAGGGUGUAUGCACCAGAAGCACCCUAUAAGGACCCUGGUCAAGUAAAGACCCUCUUCAUGUUCCUGAUCAAGCAACUGGGAGGACUGAAAGACCCAAAGGACCCUGCCUUUAAGCGCUACUUUUACCUUCUUGAAAACUUAGCAUAUGUCAAAUCAUUCAACAUGUGCUUUGAGCUGGAAGAUUGCCAGGAAAUCUUCUGCAAACUUUUCAAACUUAUGUUCAAUAUAGUCAAUGAUGAACACAGUGGAAAAGUUAAGUCUUUUAUGCUAGACGUCCUGUGUCCACUUAUCAAUGAAAGUGACGUUGUCUCCAAUGAUUUGCUGGAUAUUAUUUUAUCAAAUGUCCUAGAGCCAGCUAAAUCACAAAGGAAGAAUGCUUACCAGUUGGCCAAAGACCUGGUGGUUAAAUGCUCCGACACACUUGAGCCCUACAUUCAAGCUUUUUUCAACCAUGUGCUCAUAUUAGGUCGUGAAGAGAAGACUUUGACCAUCUCUCAAAAAGUUUAUGAUCUCAUAUAUGAACUGAAUCACAUUUGCCCAUCAGUGCUACUAGCAGUUUUGCCACAGUUGGAGUUUAAACUGAAGAGUUCUGAUGAAGAGGAACGGUAUGGAUCUGUCUCCUUGUUGGCUCGCAUGUUUUCUGAGAAGGACUCAACACUGGCACUUAACCAUAAGCAGUUAUGGACAGCUUUCUUGGGAAGAUUUAAUGAUAUUAGCAUAAAAAUAAGAACCAAAUGUGUACAGUAUUCUAUGCACUUCUUACUGAAUCAUCCACUCCUACGCAAAGACAUCACAGACACAUUAAAGUUAAGACAACAUGACUCGGAAGAGAGUGUAAGAUUACUAGUAGAACGUCUCCUGAACACUUGCUUGGUACCAUAUCAACUGCCUCCAGAAGACCGAAUGAAGAAACUUUUCUAUCUCUAUGCUACCAUUGAUGACAAUGCUUCCAAGGCCUUUAUAGAACUCCAGAAACAUCAGUUAGCUGUAAGGAAGAAUGUUGCAGAGCUUAUUGAGCUACAUCGGAAACCUCAGGAUGAAGAGAGGGAUCGUGAAAUAGCAUACCGUUUGGGACACCUCACCAAGUUCCUUCCUGAUCCGCUGAAGGUGCAAGAGUUUCUUAGAAAGUUCUCACAACACCUCAAUACUGAUUCUCAGUUGUUGUCACUGAUGGAGACUGUUGUGAGCCAUGAUGUAUCCUGCAAAGAUAGUGUUGAUGCUGUUACCCAAAUACUAAAGAAACUAGGACAGCCAGUAAUGACCAACUUGUACUACAACACCAUCAAGAUGCUGCUAGAACGUGUUUCAAGUGUGAUGGUAGACAGGGUAGCACUUGAUGCUUUAGUUAGCAUGGUAGAAGGUGCACUGAAUGGGGAUCCAACAAUUUUGGAUACACUCAACCUUACAUCUGAUAUUGCAACAGAGAAGGGAUUGAAGUUAUUAUUUGUUUUGUCGUUUGUGUAUCCUUCACACUUCCUGCAUCAGGACAUCUUGACACGUCUUAUUUCUCUCCUCAAUGUGCCAAAUACAUCCAUCUCCCCACCAGUUCUAGCAGUUCUAACAUGUAUUGGCAAAUAUAAACCAAUAGGUGAGCUGUAUCCAGAGUUAGCAUCAGUACUUAUUCCAGUAUGUCAACAGUUUGCCUGCUCAGGCACUCCAAAACAAGCCAAGCAUGCUGUACGUUGCCUUCACACAAAUUGCACCUCAGAUGCAGAUGAAGUGUUUGAGAAGAUAUUAGAGAAAAUAAAGGAGCAGUUAACGUUUGAUUCUCCACACUUCAGAACGUCAGUUGUGUCUCUAGGUCACAUAGCAUUCAAUAUGCCAGAUAGAUUCCUAAUCCCUAUUAAAAAUAUAGUAUCAAGAAAGAUUGUUAAAGAGUUAUUAAUGCGCAACCAAACCCCUGCACAUACUCCUGGCCCAAUCACCUCGGAGGAACCAGAAGAAUGGGUAGAGGAAGAUGAACUCACAGAGGAAUCAUCAGUCAAAAUGGAGGGCAUUAAAAUGAUGGCACGGUGGUUGCUAGGUCUCAAAUCAGAUGUUAUCUCUGCCCAAAAAACCUUCCGUAUGCUAAAUGCCUUUAUUCUUCACAAGGGUGACCUUCUUGAGACUGGAAAGAUGAUGAAAUCUGAAAUGGCCCAUUUAAGACUGUCCUCUGGUGCUGCAAUGCUGAAAAUUUGUGAACAGAAAGGAGUUGGUGACCAGUUUACCUCGGAGCAAUUUUACAAUCUCUCCCUUCUUAUGAAUGAUGAGUGUCCACAAGUCAGAGAAAGGUUUGCCAUCAAGCUUCACAAAGGUUUAGCAAGAGGAAUUCCACAUAAGUGCCUGCCUCUUGACUUUAUGGGAUUUUAUGCCCUUGCUGGUCUUGAGUCUGACAGACAGUUGCGUGUUGCUGUAAGACAGUACAUGAUUGCUGAUAUCAAUAAGAGGAGAGAAUAUAUCAGAUCCAUCACCAUGUCUGGGGGAAGUGAAAAGGCAUCAAGUCAGCUACCACACAUUAUGCCUGAUUACAUGCUAGUAUUUGCAGUACCUUUGUUGGCACAUCACCCAGAAUUUACAGAUCCUAGUGAUAAGUCCCAGCUGAAACGAAUUCAGUCCUGUUUGUGGUUUAUCUUGGAACCUCUAAUGACCAAGAAUGAUGCCUACUGCUUUGGAUUCUACAAGGCAUUGAUUGAGCAAAUGAAGAACCACAAAGAUGCUGUUAAACCAGAAGAUGAGCUAACUAACCAGAAACUAUGGGCUGUAUGUGAUUUAGCAAUGGGUCUUAUUUUAUCUAAAACUACUAGUUUUGAGAUGAAGGAAUUCCCGUCAGAUCCCCGAAUACCUCCAAUGUAUUUCAAGAAGCACGAGGAUCCAAACUUUGUAAAUGUCAAAUCGUACCUUCCGCUGGAGCUCCAGGUGACAGCACCCAAGGGUUCCACUAAAGUACUGACAGGAGUGACCAAAAAGGUGUCCAACUCGAUGGUCGUUUUGAAACCAAACACUCAAAUGCAUAGUCCACAAGACAGAAGCAAGGAUGACAGUAGUAUGAUGGAGGAUACAAAUAACGUAACAAAUAACCGAAAGCGAGGACGCAGUGGUUAUGAUAUUGAAGAUGAUUUGGAGGAUGAGGAGGACAGCACAACACUUAGCAGUGUGUUGCCGACACCAAGUGCCCCAUCUGCAUCAUCAACGGGACCUGCUAGCAAGAAAGGAAGACUUGGGGGAAAUCUCACUGCUCCAGCCAAUAGGAUUAGUAGUUAUCUUCAGAAAGAAACUAAUGGGAAGACACAAGAGGAAGUUGAAGCUCCUAAUGAAGAUAGCAGUGAGAAGAAGAACAGAGCCAGAAUACCAAAGAAAAAAGCAGUGUCUGGGGUUAGCAACAAGGCAGAUGUGGAGUUACAAACUAUGGCUUCCAGAAGAUCUUCACGCAGGACAAACAAGAAUAUGUGAAGACUGGACUUUACUGAUGUAUGGCAUGAUACUUCACUGAAAUAGAAUGAUGUUAUCUGUUUAUCAUUAUUAUUUUUGUUUUGGUUUGUUGACAUAUGCAUUAAAAUAUUUGUUUUCAUUUUUUUUUUUUUUUUGUUAUACUGUAAACAAUGAGAGUGCAAAGCUAAUGAAAUGUAUGAUUUAAUUGAUUUGAUUUAGUACAAGGGAUAUUCCUGCAGUACUGUAACAUUCUUUAUAUUAUCAGUUUCUAUGGAACUACUUCAUACAUGAACUUAUGAAGGAGAGUGAGAAGAAGAAAAUAACCUUAGAAAUCAUUCAAAGAAAAAGGGAAUAAAAAUUUUGUUUAAAAUGAAAGAGUUCAUUUGUAACAAUCUCACAAGGUAUUCGACUGAUAUAUGUACUGAGUUUCGUUAAUAGGCUGCAAGUCAUUAGCACUGAAUAAAAAUGUACAAAAUACU